Molecule: messenger RNA, 3039 nt
Organism: Mugil cephalus (flathead mullet)
Lineage: Eukaryota; Metazoa; Chordata; Actinopteri; Mugiliformes; Mugilidae
Product: E3 ubiquitin/ISG15 ligase TRIM25-like
Exons: 3
Coding region: 54-2837 (927 amino acids)
Molecular function (GO): protein binding; zinc ion binding
Source: RefSeq, a predicted model, not a curated record
GAGUCACUUCUAGGAAACAGAAACUCACUCAGUCGUCGACACUGAGAGGAGAAAUGGAGCAGAAAGGAGUUCAUCUGGACAGAGAAACCUUCUCUUGUUCCAUCUGUCUGGAUCUACUGAAGGAUCCUGUGACUACUACCUGUGGACACAGCUAUUGCAUGAACUGUAUUAAAAGCCACUGGGAUGGAGAAGACCAGAAGGGAAUCUACAGCUGCCCUCAGUGCAGGAAGACUUUCAUACCGAGGCCUGUCCUGGAGAAAAACACCAUGUUAGCAGAGUUAGUGGAGCAGCUGAAGAAGACUGGACUCCAAGCUGCUCCAGCUGAUCACUGCUAUGCUGGACCUGAAGAUGUGGCCUGUGAUGUCUGCACUGGGAGGAAGCUGAAAGCCUUCAAGUCCUGUCUGGUCUGUUUGGCCUCUUACUGUGAGAAACACCUCCAACCUCACUAUGAUGCAGCUCCAUUAAAGAAACACAAGCUGGUGGAGCCCUCCAAGAAGCUCCAGGAGAACAUCUGCUCUCGUCAUGAUAAGGUGAUGGAGAUUUUCUGUCGUACUGAUCAGCAGAGUAUCUGUUAUCUCUGCACAAUGGAUGAACAUAAAGGCCAUGAAAUAGUCCCAGCUGCAGCAGAAAGGACUGAGAAGCAGAAGGAGCAGAAGGAGGUGGAGGUGAUGCUACAAAACAUCCAGGAGGGAAUCCAGGAGAGAAAGAAAGAUGUGGAGCUGCUUAGACAGGAGCUGAAGGCCAUCAAAGACUCUGCUGAUAAAACAGUGGAGGACAGUAAGGAGAUCUUCACUGAGAUGAUCCUUCUCCUCCAGAAAAGAAGCUCUGAUGUGGAGCAGCUGGUCAGAUCCCAGCAGGAAACUGAAGAGACUCAAGUCAAAGGUGUUGAGAAGAAGUUGGAGCAGCAGAUCACUGAGCUGGAGAGGAAAGGCUCCGAGCUGAAGCAGCUCUUAAACACAGAGGACCACAACCAGUUUCUACACAACUACCCCUCACUGCCACCACCCAGUCAGUCUACACACUCAUCCAGCAUCAGCCAUCCACUGAACUUUGAGGACAUGAAAGUAGCUGUGACAGAGACCAGAGAGAAACUACAGGACAUUCUGAUUUGUACUUAUUUCCACAACGUGGACAGUACAUGUCUGCUUUCAAAGCACGAAUCAACACUGAGGGAUGAAAUGGAGCAGCAGACUGAGCAGAAUUUGGGGAACAUCUCUUGUUCCAUCUGUUUGGAUCUACUGAAGGAACCUGUGACUACUUCCUGUGGACACAACUACUGCAUUAACUGUAUUAAAAGCCACUGGGAUGGAGAAGACCAGAAGGGAAUCUACAGCUGCCCUCAGUGCAGGAAGACUUUCAUACCGAGGCCUGUCCUGGAGAAAAACACCAUGUUAGCAGAGUUAGUGGAGCAGCUGAAGAAGACUGGACUCCAAGCUGCUCCAGCUGAUCACUGCUAUGCUGGACCUGAAGAUGUGGCCUGUGAUGUCUGCACUGGGAGGAAGCUGAAAGCCUUCAAGUCCUGUCUGGUCUGUCUGGCCUCUUACUGUGAGAAACACCUCCAACCUCACUAUGAUGCAGCUCCAUUAAAGAAACACAAGUUGGUGGAGCCCUCCAAGAAGCUCCAGGAGAACAUCUGCUCUCGUCAUGAUAAGAUGAUGGAGAUUUUCUGUCGUACUGAUCAGCAAAGUAUCUGUUAUCUCUGCACAAUGGAUGAACAUAAAGGCCAUGAAACAGUCCCAGUUGCAGCAGAAAGGGCGGAGAAGCAGAAGGAGGUGGAGGUGAUUCUACAAAACAUCCAGCAGGGAAUCCAGGAGAGAAAGAAAGAUGUGGAGCUGCUUAGACAGGAGCUGAAGGCCAUCAAAGACUCUGCUGAUAAAACAGUGGAGGACAGUAAGGAGAUCUUCACUGAGAUGAUCCGUCUCCUCCAGAAAAGAAGCUCUGAUGUGGAGCAGCUGGUCAGAUCCCAGCAGGAAACUGAAGAGAGUCGAGUCAAAGAUGUUGAGGAGAAGCUGGAGCAGCAGAUCACUGAGCUGGAGAGGAAAGGCUCCGAGCUGAAGCAUCUCUUAAACACAGAGGAUCACAACCAGUUUCUACACAACUACCCCUCACUGCCACCACCCAGUGAGUCUACACACUCAUCCAGCAUCAUCCAUCCACUGAACUUUGAGGUCGUGAAAGAAGCUGUGACAGAGACCAGAGAGAAACUACAGGACAUUCUGAGAGAGACAUGGACAAACACCUCAGUGACAGUGACUGAAGUGGAUGUUUUACUGUCACAACCAGAGCCAAAGACCAGAGAUGAAUUCUUGAAAUUUUCACGCAAAAUCUCUUUGGAUCCAAACACAGUACACACAGAGCUGUUAUUAUCUGAGGGAAACAGAAAAGUAACAGUAAUGACAAAACCUCAGUCUUAUUCUGAUCAUCCAGACAGAUUCACUGCUUAUUGGCAGGUCCUGAGUAGAGAGAGUCUCACUGGACGUUGUUAUUGGGAGGUAGAGUGGAGAGGAGAAGGAGUCGGUGUAGCAGUCGCAUACAAGAAUAUCAGCAGAACAGGGAAUGAAAGUUCAUUUGGAUACAAUGACAAAUCUUGGUCACUACGUUGUUACACAAAUAGUUAUAGAUUUUGGUACAGCAAAGUUUCAAGUGUUGUCUCAGGUCCUGUUUCCUCCAGAGUAGGAGUGUACCUGGAUCACAGAGCAGGUCUUCUGUCUUUCUACAGCGUCUCUGAAACCAUGACUCUCCUCCACAGAGUCCAGACCACAUUCACUCAGCCACUCUAUGCUGGACUUGGUCCACUUGAUUCUAAAGUCACUGCUGAGUUCAUUAAAGUCAAAUAGACAGAAGUCUCUUCAGGGACAGUUGGUUAAAAUGUGUCUUCUAGUCUCCAUGUGGUUUGGUCUCCAUGGUUGUAGCUGAGAGCUCAUUGUUGUGUCAUGUCUUCACUGCUCAGAGAUCAGCUGUAAAUCACCCUUUGUGGGCGGUACUUUGUCGUCUCCUGGUUUGUUGUUUGCCUGAUGUUGGACUUUGAUUUUACUCCUA